AAUAGGUAUCCCCCACCCCUAGGUAAGAAGCAGCCGCUCAUGAAGGCCGUGGAUCGAGUGGAGCUCUCCGGAGACGCCGAGGGCCUGAUGGCUGCUGUACAGGCGCGGCGCGCGCGGCACAUACUCCCUCGGCUCUCCGCCGACGGCACCGUCGAGUACGCACUCGCUCUUCCUAAACCGGGACAGAGACGGACGCCUCAGCUGGGCUCCGGGGCCGAUCUGGACUGGGUUCUGAACGGAGGCCGGGUUCACAGCUCUCGCUCAGACGUGGAUCUGACGGAUGACGCGCCUCAGCAGAGUAGGAUGGUGAGCGCUGGGAAAGGGAAGAACAAGCUGCCCUGGGAGAGAUCGGCCCUCUCUGUGGAGCUUCAGACCAAUGGAAGGUCACCUGAUCAGCAGGUUAGCAGUGAAGAUCCAUCCUCAUCCACGAGACACACUGGAGCCAAAUACAGUCCAUCAGAACCUCUCCUGUCUCCAGGCCGGACUCACAGGUCUCUGGGUCGACUGCGCCGCAGCGGGAGUUUGGACUCGGAUCCAGACAUUUUCAAAGCGGCCAAUCGCUCCGAGUCUGAGAAAGGUUUGCCCAAGACGAGUCGUUUUCUGUCGGGCAGCGUUGAGCGAACGUUCUCCCUCCCGACUAGCUCCACACCUCCGGGCUCGUUUCUGCUGCCCUCGUACCCGCUGACCGCGCUAACAGGGAGUCUGCUGACCCCGACCUUACCGCGCAGAAACCACGCUGACCCCUCGCUGUCCAUGUCCAACACGUGGCCCAACAAACCUGACAUCAGCCCUCACCGCAGGAGCGACGGCUCUGGUGAGGUGAGCUCCAGAAAACGCUCUCAGCUGCCGCCUCGAGCUGUACGGACCUCAUCCGUCCAUCAGAGCCCAAACACCAGCAGACCCUCGUCGCAGGACAAACAACCGGACAGAAACCUGCACCUGGAUCUGUCGGUCAACAGCGGCGCAGGAGAGCCGGAGGACGAGCCGCUGGACCGCGAGGAGAUGCUGAACUCCUUGCGCUCAUUGAGGAGCAGCGCUGUUAAGAAACGGGCCAAAGUCAGCGAGAGCAGCUCUGAGCCGGAUCCAGACAGUCCAGACUCAGCGGUGAAGCUGGAGCUGGUUCCUGAUUCUCCGGAGCAGACGUCUCCAUCCGUCACCAGCCCUCUGAGCGAGAGCGGCCUGAGCAGCCUGUACUCGCCCCCGUUGCCCAACGGCACCAAGAGCAGCCCUGUGAACUCUGCUGUGAAACCACGAGUGCCAUCAGGAAGACACGUCACAGCAGACGUCAGCGCUCGAGGUGUGACGCAGCAGGAGAAGAGUCUGUCUGAUGGGAAUGUGAGUGUGAUCGGUCAGAGACUCGUUUACUCAAACAGAUUGUUAGAUCCAGACGAGGAGAAGCCCAGCGACAUGACAUCAUCAUCACCGCAGAUCAGAGCCGCCGGCCGCGAGCCGCUCCGCGCUCUCAGACCCGCUAAAGGAUCUCAGCAGCGUGUGUCGUGCAGUCGUGACAUGUCGGAGGGCGUGAUCGGACGAGGAGUGUUCGGUUCGGUUGUUCUGCCCAGUCGUCUCAGUGUGGCGUCUUCUCCCGAGCAGUGCGACUCGGCCGGUAAAAGCGCCUUCACCAGCGCACUCGUCGAGUCUGACGCCAGUCCUGAACCGGAGGAGCUGCCGGUCACUCAGGAGAGAGUCAGACUCUCCGAGUUUGCGAGCGACAAGAUGCAUCAGCAGGACACGCCCCCCGCUCAGGACCCAAUGAGACGCCGCGUGCUCAUCAACGAUGUGAAAGACGUGAGUCUGAACGGAUGCGAGUCGCUCUCUGAUGAAUCUCCCUCCUGCCCGACUGGAUCGCAGAAUCCAGUGAAAUAUCUAAGCCCCGCCCAUCAGCCCGCCCCCCCGACCAGCCUGCCCAAUAGGAACGCAGCGCCACGACUGAGACGAGUGUCUAGUCUGAACCGGAUCAGACCGCCUGCAUCACACAGCUCCGAUGAGUUGAUUACUGGGAGUCUGAAGAAAGAGGGUCAGGAUCAGGCAGACCUGCGGCCGUUCUCUAAACCGGAGCUGGCGCUAACGCAAAGCUUCAGACUGAUCGCCGCAGACGACUGGGAGAAGAAGAUCGAGGGGAUGAACUUCCUGCGUAGUUUGGCUCAGUAUCAUCCUGACGUGCUCAUGAGCAGGAUUCAUGACGUGUGUCUCGCUCUCAUUCAGGAGGUUCGUAACCUGCGCUCCGGCGUGUCUCGUGUGGCUGUGGUGACGCUGGGAGAGAUGUUCGCGGUGCUGCAGAAGGGAAUGGAUCAGGAGCUGGAUGGGACGGUCAGAGCUCUGCUGCAGAAAGCCGGAGAAUGCAACGCCUUCAUCAGACAAGACGUGGAGCGAGCACUGGAGAGCAUGGUGCAGCACUGCACUCUCACACGCAGCAUGAACGCGCUGCUCGCCGGAGGACUCGGUCAUCUGAACUCAGUAGUGCGUAAGUGUGCGGCUCUGCAUCUCAGCGGUCUGGUGGAGCGGGUCGGAGCCGCUCGUCUGCUGUCUGGAGCUAAAGAUCUGACCGACCGCAUCCUACCAGCCGUCUGUAAGCUGGUGCAGGACUCGUCUCAGGAGGCCAGGUACUUUGGUCGACAAAUGCUGCUGUUUUUGUCCUCUCACCGUGACUUUGAUAAAAUGUUGGAGAAGUUCGUCCCUGCUAAAGACCUGCCGACCAUCAGAGACGCCGUCUUCACUCUCAAAACCAAGGGUUUGGGGGAGAUGCCUCAGGACGCUCCGUCGGCGCGGGGCAGGCGCUCUCUCCCAGGCAGUGGGCUGGUGCGCACCUCGUCCCUCACGCGUGAGCCUCUGAGCGGCAGCAGGGAUUGUGGGCAGGUGGUGAGUAAAGCGGCCGUGCACAGCCUGGCGGACCGGAGCGAGUACGUCAAACAGAUGAAGACGCUGCUCAACUCCAAAGACUUCAGGGAGAGAAUCAAGGCCAUCGAUCAGCUGGUGUGCGACUGCGAGGAGAACCCGGCUCUGGUCAUCGGCAGCCUGUUCCCGGUGUUUGACGCUCUGAAGGCUCGUCUGCAGGAGUCCAACAGUAAGGUGAACCUGCGGGCUCUGGAGGCUCUUCAGCCCAUCAUUGCUCUGCUCAGAGACAGUCUGGCUCCAGUGCUCAACCUCCUGAUCCCCGCCGUCGUGGACAAUCACCUCAACUCCAAGAACAGCAGCAUCUCCACGGCGGCGCUGGGAGCCGUUCAGGCUCUGAUGCACAACAUCGACAACAGCCUCCUGCUGCAGCCCUUCUGCUCCAAAGCCCAGUAUCUGAGCGGGAAAGCCAAGCUGGACCUCAUCGAGAGAGUCGCAGAGCUGGUGACGGAGCUGUACCCGCACAGACCGCAGCUGGUGGAGCAGAAGGUUCUCCCGCUCUUCUGGACGCUGCUCCGCUCCUCCUGUAACGGAGGAAACGUCCGGAUGGCCACAGCGAAGCUUGCCGAGGCGCUGCAUGCACACAUGGGCCAGAUGCUGCUGGAGAACGCCGCCGCUUCACAGCCUGCAAACGUGCAGAGCGACCUGAACCAGCUCCUGAGAGCCGCUCAAUCCUCCUGGACACAGACCCACAGUGCCUGACUGACCAUCUCUAACACACGGGUCAAUAAACACUCUCUCUCUGUCUGACCAUCUGACGCUUUGCACUUUCAUGGAGAUUCCACACUUUAAAUGCACAAUCACUCCGAUGUUGU
Molecule: messenger RNA, 3707 nt
Organism: Sinocyclocheilus rhinocerous
Lineage: Eukaryota; Metazoa; Chordata; Actinopteri; Cypriniformes; Cyprinidae
Product: protein FAM179B-like
Exons: 21
Coding region: 40-3594 (1184 amino acids)
Biological process (GO): microtubule cytoskeleton organization
Cellular component (GO): cytoplasmic microtubule; cilium
Molecular function (GO): microtubule binding
Source: RefSeq, a predicted model, not a curated record